Antrostomus carolinensis (chuck-will's-widow) is the source of this 1215-nucleotide messenger RNA. RefSeq names its product growth factor receptor bound protein 14 (gene GRB14). The annotation marks the transcript as partial. Gene Ontology annotation, cellular component: plasma membrane; cytoplasm. Gene Ontology annotation, biological process: negative regulation of insulin receptor signaling pathway; insulin receptor signaling pathway. The transcript is spliced from 10 exons. Lineage: Eukaryota; Metazoa; Chordata; Aves; Caprimulgiformes; Caprimulgidae. The record is from RefSeq and is a predicted model, not a curated record.
AGCUUUUUUCCAGAUCACAUGAUAUCUUUUCCAAGUGAAACCAAUGCAGCUGUAAGCCACUCUGGUAUAUUACAGAUGUUCCUAAGCUCCAGCACGUAUCCUGAGAUUCAUGGUUAUUUGCAUGCAAAGGAGCAGGGAAAAAAAUCAUGGAAAAAAUUGUACUUUGUUUUGAGAAGAUCUGGCCUUUAUUUUUCCACUAAAGGUACAUCUAAGGAGCCAAGGCAUCUGCAGUUUUUCUGUGAAUUCAGCAAUAGUGAUAUGUACAUGUCUUCGACAAGCAAAAAGAUUUCUGGAGCACCAACAAACUAUGGAUUCUGCUUUAAGCCUAACAAAUCAGGAGGAACCAGAGACCUGAAACAGCUCUGUGCCGAUGAUGAACAAAGUAGGACCUGUUGGAUGACAGCAGUUAGGUUGCUUAAGUAUGGGAUGCAGCUGUAUCAGAAUUACAUGCAACUGUAUCAAGGUAGAAGUGGCUGCAGCCCUUUGAAUGUAACACCUAUGAGAAGCAUUUCAGAAAAUUCUUUAGUAGCAAUGGAUUUCUCAGGACACAGAAGCAGAAUUAUAGAAAAUCCAACAGAAGCCCUUUCAGUUGCAGUUGAAGAAGGAUUAGCAUGGCGGAAGAGAGGGUGUUUACGACUCAACUCACAUGGGAGUCCUAUUGCCAUGUCUAACAUGGCUAUACACAGGUCUCAGUCAUGGUUUCAUCAUAAAAUCUCAAGAGAAGAGGCUCAGAGACUUAUUUUGCAGCAUGGACUUGUAGAUGGGGUAUUCCUGGUACGCGAUAGCCAAAGUAACCCCAAAACAUUUGUAUUGUCAUUGAGUCAUGGAUUAAAAAUAAAGCAUUUUCAAAUUGUACCAUUGGAAGAUGAUGGGAAGCUAUUCUAUACCCUUGAUGAUGGUCAUACCAGAUUUACUGAUCUCAUCCAGCUAGUGGAAUUCUACCAGCUUAAUAAAGGAGUACUGCCUUGCAAGUUAAAACACUAUUGCGCACGAAUUGCUCUUUAACCAAAGCAUCUGUUUCAUCAGAGGGAAAGGAAGAUACUAGAAUACUUUUUCCCCUAAAGGCAAUUUGUAGAGUAAGAAGGGAAAAAGCAUUAUGUUGUAAUGAUUCUAUGUUUUAGCUGCAAAAAAAUAUAUGUAGAUAAGAAGUUUGCAUUGUGAUUGUCACAGCAAAAUUUACUUUAUGGUUUUAAAAAAAUGGUCUUUUCCUAUGUA